Eremomyces bilateralis CBS 781.70 is the source of this 2307-nucleotide messenger RNA. RefSeq names its product polysaccharide deacetylase. The transcript has 2 exons. Gene Ontology annotation, molecular function: hydrolase activity, acting on carbon-nitrogen (but not peptide) bonds. Bases 1 to 2307 code for a protein of 768 amino acids. Lineage: Eukaryota; Fungi; Ascomycota; Dothideomycetes; Eremomycetales; Eremomycetaceae. The record is from RefSeq and is a predicted model, not a curated record. Gene Ontology annotation, biological process: carbohydrate metabolic process.
AUGUUGUCUGGCUAUAUAGCCACUGCUGUGGCGGCUCUGUUGCUCCAGACCCAGCUAUCCACGGCCCAAAGCUGUUCGAAUCGCGUAAUCGAUAAUUUCUCCAACUGGUCUUCCAACACGAAUUCAUUGAACGAAUGGACGAGCGAUGAUGGAUCCAUGACAUCCAUCUCCGCCAGCGGUGGCACUUUGACGUUCAAACCAAAGUCCGGCUCAUAUUUCUAUGAGACCUUCGCAUGCCAGACAGCCUCUACUAAUGGACACCAAGCCAUUUCAUUCUCGAUCAAAGGGCCCGCAGGUGGAUCACUCGCCCUUGAGGUUCAAUCUAAGACCUCUUGCUCCGCCAGCUCAUAUAACAGCGCAUACUCGUUCGUUAGCGGACUUACCGGUUCAACCCAGACUGUCACUGUUCCUUUAAGUUCCUUCUCCGGUGCGAACGCCAAUGCCAUCACGGCUUUCGUCUGGUCCGGUUUCUCGGACACAACCACAAAUUGGCAGCUCGGAAACAUUCAAUUCGUUUGCGCUGCCGGUGGAGGACAAUCAUCUGAUACUGUCAUCCCGCCAACCUCCACAAAACAGCCAAGCUCAACGUUGGUUACAUCAUCCACUCCCUCGCCAACAGGACAGUGCAAGAAUCUGUUGAUCGAUGAUUGGACCUCCCAGUCACGACUGACCUUCUUGUACUAUAAUGCGAUGAUUGAGCCGACUAGUGACGAUGGAACGAUGCAGUCUAUUGUCGUUGCCAACAAUCGCGUAACCCUGACACCCCAGAAUACGGACUCCUAUUUCUACAGCAAGACCGGCUGCACCAACACUCAGAAUGUGUAUGGCGGAAUCUCGCUUCGUAUCAAGGCUGCUUCUGGCACCACCUUCGGGAUCGAACUCUCGUCUCCCUCCACUUGCGGUGGUGAGGACGCCCAGUUCGCUUAUCAGACCACCCAACAGCUUGGCUGGACCUUCGAUGGUACGGAGAAGCUGUACACGAUCCCGUUCUCCCAAUUCUCGGGCUUGGACCUAACGAAGGUCUCCACCAUCUUCUUUGGAUCGGUGAACAAGGCCGUCACUUUCGGACCUAUGUCCUUCUACUGCGGCAGCACUGGGUCGGAAUAUGUCCCUCCUACCACAAGCAACCCCGGUGGCCCUACCGCGACCGUCCCUGCGCCAUCGGGAACUGCCGCAGCCCUUGUCAUCGACGAGUUCUCCAACUCCGGCAGCAACGCCCUUGGAUUCUGGCAUGGGGGGGAUGAGGGAAUGACUUUGAAUUGGGGCACCAAGCAGCUCCAGAUCACCUCCACCGAUGCGGACUACUCAUUCUAUACCCAGAUUUCUGCUUCGUGCAGGGAUCUGUCCGACUACAGUGGCUCGUACCUUCACGUCAAGUACAGCGGCUCCACCAAGUUCACCGUCUCGCUGCAGCAACAUAACUCUCAGUGCAGCGAAGCGAUUGCCCCGUACCCCGAAACGUGGGACUCGCUCGAGGCGGCCCGGUAUGCAAGCAACGGCGACAUCUAUAUUCCCAUGUCGCACUUCAACAUCAACCUGAGUCGUGUCAUAGGCGUUUCAUUGAAGGCAUGGUAUACCACUGAGCCCACCACUUUCUCCAAAGUCGAGAUCGUCCCCUCUGUGCCUGCCGGCUUUACCAUCCCCAGCAAGCUGGCAUCGGGCAACCUCGUCUUCGCCUGCAAGCGCCCCAACUCAUUUGCCUUUGCCAUCGAUGACGGCUCACCUGAGUACGCCCAGGAAGUCAUGAACGUCAUUAAGGAAGAGGGCAUCAAGGUGACGUUCUUUACCGUUGGUGCUCCGCUCCGAGACGCGUCCACCAACCUCAGCAACGUCUACAACGAAAUGAUGUCCCAAGGCCACCAGAUCGCGCUGCAUAGCUACACCCACCCGAAGAUGGAAGGUCUUCCCGACAACAACGCCAUCGACUGGGAAUACAACGAGGAUAUCGCCGCCGUCGCCGAGCAGCUCAACGGGCUGGACACCCCGUACUUCCGCCCGCCAUUUGGCAACGAGGGUGCCCGCAUGCGCCAGCGGCUCGCCGUGGCCACGGGAAGCGAUAGCCCGUACAUUGUCAACUGGAGCGUCGACGUCGAGGACUGGUUGUGGGCGGAGACGUCGACGCCGGAGAAGCAGCUCGAUGCGUUCAACCGGGACGUGGCCAAGGGGGGGAACUUGGUCGUCUUGCAUUAUCUGUACCCGAGCACCGUGGGAUAUCUGAGGCAGUUUAUUCAGAUUGCGAAGGCGACGGGCAAGCAGUUGAUGCGUGUGGAUCAGUGUAUGGAGGAUCCGAAUGCGCCGGCGUUGUAA